Brachypodium distachyon (stiff brome) is the source of this 1763-nucleotide messenger RNA. Its product is annotated as probable inactive UDP-arabinopyranose mutase 2. Gene Ontology annotation, cellular component: Golgi apparatus; cytosol. The record is from RefSeq and is a predicted model, not a curated record. Gene Ontology annotation, molecular function: UDP-arabinopyranose mutase activity. Bases 482 to 1528 code for a protein of 348 amino acids. Gene Ontology annotation, biological process: plant-type cell wall biogenesis; UDP-L-arabinose metabolic process. NCBI's taxonomy places the organism in Eukaryota, Viridiplantae, Streptophyta, Magnoliopsida, Poales, Poaceae. The transcript has 3 exons.
CGGAAGAACGAAAGAAAGAAAGAAAAAAAAGUCGUCGGUGGCGCCGGCGCGCUCCUCCCCUGCCGGCAAGCGCAAAGGAGACGCAAAGCUGCAGGAGGCGGGGAUCGAGGGCAACGUGGCCUUGGCUUCCUUCCUCCCCACGCGGCUAUAAAACCAUCGCGAGAUCCAGAUCUGGGCCGGAUCGGAUGCGCCCCACCCCAACGCUGCUCUCCCUCACCCUCGACGCCGCGCUCCUCCGCAUCGCCCGCCUCCAGGACCUCUCCCGCAUCCCCGACCACCUCCUCGUCGACCUCUUCCACAGAACUAUUAGUGCUGGUAAGCUGACAGAGAAAGUCCUCAAACUGUUUCUGGCAACUGACUGCGAGGAAAUUGUCUUGCUGGUCCAAUUGCUCAACAUUAAGCAACCCCUUGUACCUGUCCUACCCACAAGGUGCUCUGAGAAGUUCUAGAACUGCUGCUGGUUAAACCAUCAGCUGGGAAUAUGUCUUUGGAAGUUCAAGAUAGCGAGGUUGACAUUGUGAUUGCAGCACUCCAGCCCAACCUGACCUCUUUCUUUGAGGCAUGGCAGCCAUUUUUCUCCCGAUUCCAUAUCAUUGUUGUCAAAGAUCCAGACAUGGCAGCAGAUCUUAAGAUCCCUUCAGGUUUUGAUGUCAAGGUUUACACAAAGUCAGACAUUGAAGGAUUGCUUGGUGCCACGUCCAUCAACUUCUCUGGCCAUUCAUGCCGCUACUUUGGGUACCUUGUCUCACGCAAGAAGUAUGUCAUCUCAAUUGACGACAACUGCCUCCCGGCGAAGGACACCGCUGGGAUGACUGUUGAUGCUGUUACACAGCAUAUGAUCAAUUUGAAGACACCUGCUACACCUUUCUUCUUCAACACACUAUAUGAUCCAUACCGCAAGGGGGCUGACUUUGUCCGUGGAUACCCAUUUAGCUUGCGUGAGGGGGUUGAAUGCAUGCUCUCAUCUGGCUUGUGGCUGCACAAUGCCGACUAUGACCCAAUGACACAUGUCGUGAAGCGGAACCAACGCAACACAAAUUAUGUGGAUGCUGUCAUGACAGUUCCACUUGGUGCGAUGAUGCCCGUGAGCGGGAUAAAUGUAGCAUUCAACCGGGAGGUUCUGGGCCCCGUGAUGUUCCCUGGCCUCCGGAUACGCAAGGAAGGGAAGCACAGAUGGGAUACCCUUGAAGACAUAUGGAAUGGCUUGUGUGCCAAGGUAGUCUGCGACAGCUUAGGGUACGGCGUGAAGACUGGACUGCCUUAUGUGAUGAGGAGUGAUGCAGAGGCAGGCAAAGCCCUGGAGAGCCUGAAAGAUUGGGAAGGGGUGAAAGUGAUGGACAAUGUCCUUCCCUUCUUCCAGUCGCUCAAGCUGUCGAGGACCGCGGUUACCGUCGACGACUGUGUUAAGGAGCUAGCAAGCAUCGUGAGGGAGAAACUGGCACCGAAGAAUCCAAUCUUCGCCAAAGCUGCUGAUGCCAUGGAGGAAUGGACUAAACUCUGGAAAAGUCAUGGAGCUCAGAAUGCCUAGUGCUGGACUGCAGCUGCUUAUCUAUCAAGAAUACCUAAAGUUUUUCUUUCUUAGACUUAAAAAUUUCCAUAUGCGCUGUCAUGAAGCUGAAUAAACAAGUUCCUUUGUGUGGGGAAUGCGUGAUGUAGUAAUCAGGUGUUCGGUUGUGUAUGGUCAAUCAAGAUCAAAUGACUUACAGGAUUUGCAUGAAACUGUUCUGUUACCUCCUCUUUUUUGUCGAGGUUUUCAUCCGUUC